AUGACUCGGGAUUACCCUACUCACCUUCAGCAGCGCAUCGAACGUCUUGAACGCCAGCUCGCGCGGCUCAAGACCCCAGGUGCCCCAAGCCUCCAGCCGGACGUGGCGACGCAGGAGACGUCGCACACUGAGGAUGCAAGCCCUGAGUCUUCGGUGGAUGCCCUAGUUGCCGACAUCGCCGCCUUGCCUGCCCUCACGUCCUCAUAUCCUCUGACUGGAGAUGGAUCUACAUUUUCGACGGUCCUUCUUGGGGUCGCAGGGCAGACUGUUCCCACCAGAGACGCCUAUGAAAGCGGAAUCGAGCCUGUAGACCUUCCACUGCCCGAGUGGAACGCGGCGCUGAAACUGGCGAAGCAUUACAUCGCCCGCGUUUACCCACGACUUCCGUUCUUCUCCAUCCAGGGAUUUUGGGUCCAAUUUGACCAAGUCUUUCCGCCAGACGAGCCAGCCGCCGCGACGGAGCCGCCGGUAGUUGCUACUGCAGGUCGUCAACGAGCUCCGGCACCACCAGUCGACAUCGGAUACAGCAGGUUCACCGUUCUACUAGUUCUCGCCAUAUCUUCUUCCAGCCUCUCACAAAGCGCCGACAGCAUCAUAUCUCGCCAGGCGCAGCGGCUGUUCAACGCGGCUCUCGAAUACCACAAGGCCGCGAUACUGCCGCACACGAUAGUCGGGGUCCAGUCGCUACUUUUCCUGAUCCAAUAUGCCACCCUUAAUCCCUCAGUCCUCGACGCAUGGUACUUGAUCGGCGUGGGGAUGCGCAACUGCAUCGAUCUUGGCCUGCAUCAAGAUCCCCGUCCUAUCGAGUCCAUCAGCCCGAGCCUUCUCGAGACGCGCCGCAGGCUCUGGUGGAGCAUGUACUCUUUCGAUCGUUCAAUGAGCAUGGGCUGCGGCCGACCGACCGAGAUAGCAGAUCCCAUGAUCAAGGCCGAACUUCCUUGCUUUCGCAUCGAGUCAACAGCCAGCGAGGAUGACAUCCAGGGCUACUUGCAGCGAUACCGGGGAUUGCAGCUGCAGUCGAGGAUAUAUGAGGCUCUGAACAAACCGCCCGCAGGAGUGAACACCGACGAUGUCAUCUCCAAUCUUUUAAAGGAGUUGCGAUCGUGGCAGAGUCAGAAUUCUCCAGCACACAACCAGCUCCCGGUCGAGACAGAAUGGCAUAUGGGAAUGAUGUUGCUGCAUCGACCUUGCCGACUGCUGCCCGAGCGGACACUUCAGGAGUACAAGCGCCUGUGGGAUGCAGCUGUCGGGUUUGUCACUCUAUAUCGUCAGCUUGUCGACUCCAACGGCAUCUUCUACGUUCACAUUGCCUGCGAAAAGGCGUACUGGUCGGGGCUGGCUAUUCUCCAUGCCUUCUGGAAGCUGUUUUAUACCCCUGACGGGGAGAGUCCUGACGGCGAGAGUCUGAUUGUGCGACAGGCGGACCUGUGGAAGGCCAUGCAGCACGUCAUGGCCAUUCUGCGGGUGCUCAGCGAGCGCUGGGACAAGGGCAGGCUUUUGGCACAGCGCUUUGAGGCUGCCGUCCUCAGCCCCUCAUUCAAUAGACACUACACUCUUCCUAUAAGAGAAACUCAGUCACAGCCAGGCAACAUGGCCACAAAGACGACUCUGCCAGGAGGCAAGGUCCACGACCUGCCCGCUGACCUCGCCGCGGCUCUCAUGGACGACGAGACCGCCAAAGCUGUCUGGCUGGACAUCACGGUGUUGGCGCGCAACGAGUUCAUCUGCUGGGUCAGCGACGCGAAGCAGGCGAGCACCCGCGAGCGCAGGAUUCGCCGCACAGUUGAGGAGCUGAAUGAGGGCAAGCGCCGGCCGUGCUGUUGGCCUGGAUGCUCGCAUCGCGAGCGCACUGGGAAAUAG
This is a messenger RNA of Purpureocillium lilacinum, 1860 nucleotides long. The record is from RefSeq and is a predicted model, not a curated record. NCBI's taxonomy places the organism in Eukaryota, Fungi, Ascomycota, Sordariomycetes, Hypocreales, Ophiocordycipitaceae.